CUCUCCUCUCUACGGACCUGACGGCUAUCUUCACAUGCAGGACGACGCAUGAUGGACGACAUCGCCUUCUUCUUUUUGAACGCUUUUCUUUUUUGCACUUGCUCGGCUUCACCGCCGAAUUUCGUCCUCCUCUUCGCAGAUGAUUUAGGUUUCGGGGACUUAGGUUGUUAUGGACACCCCAGCUCACUCACUCCCAACCUGGACCGCCUGGCAGCGGGAGGGCUCCGGUUUACAGAUUUCUACUGCACCAGCCCCGUCUGCUCCCCGUCCAGGGCAUCAUUGUUGACGGGGCGCUACCAGACCCGCUCGGGUAUCUACCCGGGAGUGUUGUACCCAGGCUCUAGAGGUGGUCUUCCUCUGAAUGAAACCACUAUUGCGGAAGUGUUGAGACCUGUGGGCUAUGCUACUGCUGCCAUAGGGAAGUGGCACUUAGGAGUUGGGGCCAAUGGGAUGUUUCUUCCAACCAGGCAGGGGUUUGACCAGUACCUGGGGAUCCCCUACUCCCACGACAUGGGCCCCUGUUCAAACCUGACUUGUUUCCCUCCGGAUGUUAAGUGUUUUGGAUUGUGUGAUGUUGGCACUGUUACUGUCCCACUAAUGCACAAUGAGGUCAUCAAGCAGCAGCCAGUCAAUUUCCUCGAUCUGGAAAGGGCUUACAGUGAUUUUGCAACCAAUUUCAUUACAACAUCAGUCAAGAAAAAACAACCUUUCUUCCUCUACUAUCCUUCCCAUCACACCCACUACCCCCAGUAUGCAGGCCAAGGGGCAGCCGGGCGCACCUUAAGGGGACCAUUUGGAGAUGCUCUGUUUGAGUUUGACAACACAAUAGGAAACCUAAUAACAGCCCUCGAGAAGACAGGAGUGACCAACAACACACUGGUCAUCUUCACUUCUGACAAUGGGCCUGAACUGAUGCGUUUGUCUCGUGGAGGUAACGCUGGCCUUCUGAAAUGUGGAAAAGGCACCACAUAUGAGGGGGGCAUGAGAGAGCCAGCCAUUGCCUUUUGGCCAGGGACCAUCAGGCCAGGUGUGACUCAUGAGAUGGCCAGUACGCUAGAUAUCCUCCCCACCAUCGCAAGUCUGGCAGGAGCCAAACUACCCCAAGUGAUGCUGGAUGGGGUCGAUAUGACAGAAAUCCUUGUCAACCAAGGAAAGAGUAAAAGGGAGACAAUGGUGUUCUAUCCCACAGAUCCCACUGAGAAGUAUGGCCUGUUUGCUCUCAGGCUAGGGAAGUACAAGGCGCACUUCUACACGCGAGGUGCUACACACAGUGGUACUACCCCGGACCAGGACUGCCCAGUUUUUGCAAUCCUCAAGGCCCACGACCCCCCUCUUAUUUUCGACCUGGAGGCUGACCCCUCGGAGCACUACCCUCUCCCCCUGACGGGAAAACCCGACCUCCAAGCUCUACUGGAGAGGAUCAAGAAAGUCAAGGAGCAGUUUGAAGCCUCCAUGGUGUUUGGAGAGAGCCAGAUAUCAAAAGGAACAGACCCCAACCUGGAGCCUUGCUGCAAUCCUCAGUGUAGCCCCAAGCCCGGAUGCUGCAAGUGUUGAUGGGAAAACACCCACACCCACUGAUGACAAUUGUGGCAAAGCCUGGAGCUACUGCACUGAUUUUUCCCUCAAGAUUGCUUUUUACAAGCACAAGAUGUGAUGCUGAUUUUGUAAUUCCCUGAUAAUGCAUUGCCACUUGCUUGUGUUACUGAAAAGUAACAUUGUAAACACUUCUCAAUGAGGAGAUGAUUUUCUCAAUAUUGAUAUUGACUACUUUUAGAACUAAUGUAUCACAAUGUACUAUAUUUUUCUUGACUAUUUGAAUACAUGUUUUAUUCAUUGAAUUAUGAUUUUAUUUUCCUCUCAACAUUCUUUAUAAGCAUAACAUUUUGAAUACAUGUUUGGACUUCAUGUGAAAACGCUUUGCAACAUAUUCUCAAUCACACAAACAAUCAAGAGUAAAUCUCAACAAUAAAGACAACAAUAAAGGUUUCGGACAUUAAGCAUAUAUUUUAUUCAUAAGACCAAACCCAUGACAAGUUGGAGUGAUUUUUUUUGUCAAUUUCUCUUCCUUAGUUUUUCCCUGGAAUUUUAAUUCAUUUUACAAGUCCUUUGUUUUUAAAGAUACAAGAUAGGAUAUGUUUGUCACAUACUGUUUUGCUCUAGGUAUACAGUGAAGAAUCUUGUUAAUGUAAUAAAGUCAAAAGUUUGGUUUAA
Messenger RNA from Etheostoma cragini (Arkansas darter), 2211 nucleotides. It is a transcript of the gene arsa, whose product is annotated as arylsulfatase A. Gene Ontology annotation, molecular function: arylsulfatase activity. The coding region runs from base 49 to 1554 and encodes 501 amino acids. NCBI's taxonomy places the organism in Eukaryota, Metazoa, Chordata, Actinopteri, Perciformes, Percidae. The transcript is spliced from 8 exons. The record is from RefSeq and is a predicted model, not a curated record.